AAAGAUCUAUUUAAAAUAGGGGUGUAACGGAUCACAGAUAAUCCAUUCGCAUGGUUGAAUAUUAAACUUUCUGUUCUCUCCGUUUUUGUAGAUUUGUAAAUGUUAUCAGAAACGACAUGUAUUUACAAUUGUGUUUAUGUUCAAAGAUGUGAGUGUAUUAAUUCUUUGAAGUACUUUUUAUGUUUCCUCAAAUAUAAGUUUUAAAGCUUUUCUAAAAAAGUUAUUUUAGGCUUUUAUAUUCUUGUUUUUUUCCGUUUUUUUUAUUUUUAUUUUUUUAACUUUUAACCGAUCCGAACCGUGAGCUUUGUGAUCCGUUACACCCCUAUUCUAAAAUAAAGAUCUAAUUUCUCAAAAACUGCGAUGGUGGGAGCUCGUCUUGAUAGUUGUUCUGAUGCCUCCCCAGCACGCCGUGGUUGUUUUUGUGACCUUAGCGUUCGUCUCGUUGCUGCUGAUUACAUUUCUCAUGUUGUCUCUGGUGUCGCUGUGCAGAAGCAGUUCUGGAAUGAAUACGUGCGAGAGAGCAGCCCCCCCGGCGGUCUGGGGACGGUGCCGGGCGGAGUCCACUCGUUGUACCUGAUCGUGCCGUUGCUGCUGGUUCUGUUCGUCAUCGCCGCCGUGGCUAUAACCGUUUGGCGCUGCCACUCCCGGAAGCCCUCGCAGCGCAUCCCGGGCCUCGGAUACCCGCACCAAAACCAGGCUCUGUCCACGGUUUCCUUGGACCAUUUGGGGAGGGAUCACCAGCACAGGGACCACUCAGAACUCAGCAUCCACAGCUGCCCCGCCUUCAUGGGCCCUGGGAUGACGCCGGGAACAGGAAGCGCGGAAGACCCGCCGCCGUCGUACGAGGAGGCCGUGGGCCACACGGAUGUCCGGAUUGAGACGGAGCUUCCUCCGCAGUACGACGACAUCGUUCACUCCAGUUCCUCCAGAAGCAGCCGCGGGCAAGUCAAGUAGACCAGCCACCCGAACCGAAUCCUCACCUGCACUGACGGUGUCAUAGUUUGGCACUCCUCCUGCUGCCGUACCACCUGCCUUUCACAUCCAACAUCAACCACUUUCACUUUCAUUAGACUCAGACACGUUUUGGUGAACUCUGCACUAACUUUUUUAGAGGUUUCACAGUCCAAAAACAUUCAGCACAUUGUUUGUUCUUUUUUAAGUUGCGUUGAUCUCUUCACGCUGUAGCAGAUCCUUUUAGAACGUUAAAAAAAGAAAUGCAUGAAGCAAAAAACGUUUAUUGUAAGUACUUAUGGGAGUUUUAAAGCUAGGCUGAAGGUCACUGCGCUAAUCUGUUGUUUUAUUCGAUAAUUUAACAUUUUGUACAUACAUUUGAUAUUAAGAGUAAAAAUUCUAAAGUUUCUAAUGUCACGUUUAACUUUUUGAGCAUCUGAGAACCAGUUACGUUUCUUUAACAAAUUGACUUAAACUUUACAAAAGUUAUCCUAAAGAGUAGAAAUUAAUCUUAUAUUGAGCUAAAUUGGAGCCAAUAUUAUUUGAAACCCAAUUAAAACAAAUUAGAAAAAUAUUAGUGUUUGGACAAAAAAAAAAAAUUGUCUACAACUUUUUGUUAUUUUAAGAUAAACGUAACUAUUUU
Oryzias melastigma (Indian medaka) is the source of this 1594-nucleotide messenger RNA. It is a transcript of the gene prrg1, whose product is annotated as proline rich Gla (G-carboxyglutamic acid) 1. Lineage: Eukaryota; Metazoa; Chordata; Actinopteri; Beloniformes; Adrianichthyidae. The coding region runs from base 361 to 954 and encodes 197 amino acids. The record is from RefSeq and is a predicted model, not a curated record. The transcript has a single exon.